This is a messenger RNA of Theileria annulata, 807 nucleotides long. RefSeq lists its product as uncharacterized. The record is from RefSeq and is a predicted model, not a curated record. The coding region runs from base 1 to 807 and encodes 268 amino acids. The transcript has 9 exons. Lineage: Eukaryota; Apicomplexa; Aconoidasida; Piroplasmida; Theileriidae.
AUGAGAAACUAUUUAAUGAGAAAUGCUUACAGGCAAGCAGUUCAAUUCUUUGGAACUGAACAUUAUAGGAAGGCAUUUCGUUGUACCCCUAUAAUCUCUAUCUUACAGGCUGACUAUAGGUCAAGAAGGAAUCCCAUAUCCUUGAGACUGUCUACAAUAGAAGAACUUCGUGAUGUUUUGAGAAUUAGAAAUAUAAACCCUAAUUCAAUUACGGAAUCAUUUUCCAGUAUUUCUACCAUUGAUUCUUCUUUUUUAGAGGAAUCCUUCUGGAGGUGUCUCGAUAACUACCAGUGCAUGGUUCCAUUACUACAGCAAUUUUCUUGGCUAAACUUGAGAAUUCAUCGUACAAUAACUGAAUUGGAGUCCCACCUUUCUUCUUUUUUCUUCCCUAAUCCCGACAUUUCUUUCGUUCUAUUGUUGUUCGAUGUUGACCAGGAGCAGAAACUAUGUAGAGAGCUGAAGUCGAUAUGUAGAAACUCAAUAAACGAUAUCAAAGUGAAAAUUGAUAUAGCAAAAUCAACAAUCAAAAAUGAAAGAAAAGAUAGAGGAAUCCCGUCAAUUAAGGCAAAACUAACGAAGUAUAAAGUUGAUAUCUUAAAUAUAAGUAACAAAGGAAGAGAGUCAAUAAGAGUAAUCGAAAAUCAUCUAAGUAAGAAGAAAGAGUAUAUAAUGAGAAAAGAAGAAUUGAUUAAAAAUAACACGUCGAAAAAGAACCUAGAAGAAUUCAAAGAAUACAUAGAAGAGUUGAUCAAAAAAGUAGAAAAAUUCUCAAAAAACAAAAAGAAGGAUUUAGUUGAAAAUUUUUAA